This is a messenger RNA of Emiliania huxleyi CCMP1516, 608 nucleotides long. RefSeq lists its product as hypothetical. The record is from RefSeq and is a predicted model, not a curated record. Gene Ontology annotation, cellular component: membrane. Gene Ontology annotation, biological process: transmembrane transport. Gene Ontology annotation, molecular function: ATP binding; ABC-type transporter activity. The transcript has a single exon. The annotation marks the transcript as partial. NCBI's taxonomy places the organism in Eukaryota, Haptophyta, Isochrysidales, Noelaerhabdaceae.
AUGGAGCACGUCGAGCAGCCACCGGCAGAGCAGCCGCCUCGGCUUCGCAUCGGCUUCGCCGCCGAGUUCUAUCACGUCUACCUCACGCCUCUGAUGCGCUCGAAGCGCGGCACGCUCACCCUCGACGGGCUGCCCCGCCUGCCCGCAGAGGACGACGCCUUGGUCCUGCUGGAGCGCUUCCGAGCGGCGCUGUCAAAGCGGCAGCUCGACGGCUCGGGCCGAGCGACCCAGCGAGCCACGCUGUCGCUGCUCUGGCCGCGCUUCCAGCUCUCCAUCAGCCUUUGGAUGCUGGUCGGCCUCGCAACUGACGGCGCCCAGCCCUUCCUCAUCGCGACUCUGGUUCGCGAGCUCCGCACCGGCACCGGCUCCGUCGGGACGCGGCUCGGCAUCGUCGCGGCCAUCGGCGCGCUCUGCCUCGUCAACACGGCGUCGCUGCAGCAGGUCCUCUGGUUUGGCUCGCGGUGCGGCAUGCGCGCAAAGGUUGGGCUCUCUGCGGCCGUCUACCACAAGAUGAUGCGGCUCGAGCUCGGCUCGGUCGCCUCGUGGUCGUCGUCCGCCGUCUCGAACCUGGUCGCGAUCGACCUCGCGCGGCUCGAGCUCUCGGCGAU